Molecule: messenger RNA, 1419 nt
Organism: Sinocyclocheilus anshuiensis
Lineage: Eukaryota; Metazoa; Chordata; Actinopteri; Cypriniformes; Cyprinidae
Exons: 3
Coding region: 1-1419 (472 amino acids)
Source: RefSeq, a predicted model, not a curated record
AUGAUUGGAUAUUUGGGCACCAUUGCCUAUAAAAGGCAUCUCAAACAAGGCUCUUUCAUUCAGGUUUACGCACCAACCGAGGAAGCAAAUGAUGCUGAAAAGGAGGAGUUCUAUGAUGUGCUACAGGCCGUGAUUGACGAAAUACCAAGACAUGAUCUCAAAAUCGUUAUUGGAGACAUGAAUGCCCAGUUCAGCCACGACCGCCAGGGUUUCGAAGACAUCACUGGCCCUUUCGCAUCAUCGAAACGCCUGUCAGAUAAUGGUGAACGGUUGUUGUCGUUUUGCACAUAUAACAACCUUUGCGUAGGAAACACCUUUUUCCAAAAUAAGUUAUUUCACAAGAUGACAUGGCGCUCGCCAAAUGGUCUCACAUUUAAUGAAAUUGAUCAUGUUUGCAUUAGUCGACGGUGGAGGACUGCUUUGAGGGAUGUGAGGGUCUUCAGCGCCGCAGAUGUGGGUUCAGAUCAUUACUUGGUCCGUAUAAAUCUUAAGCUCAAACUACAACGACAUGAAGGAAGAUCGGAAACUGUCCGACCAUUUGCAAUUGAAAAGUUUAAAGAUCAAAAUAUUGCAGAUGUCUUCACCCUUCAGCUUUCCAAUCGAUUUCAGGCUUUAGCUGAUGUGACAGAGAUCGAGUCAAAAUGGCAAGGCUUCAAGGAAACACUGACCACUUGUGCGCAACAAGGGAUUGUCCAAAGGAGAGGAAGGCGGAAGGAAGAAUGGAUUAAGGAUAGGUCAUGGGCCCUGAUUGACCUAAGGAAGAAGGCCAAAAAGAAGCGGGAUCAAGCCCAAGAGGUUGAGGAUAAGGAAACGGCAUCACGUACAUAUGCUGACCUUGACCGGGCUAUGAAACAGAGCUGUAGGCGAGAUAAGAAAGAUUGGUUGGAGAAGAAAUGCAAAGAAGCCCAGGUGGCUGCAGAUCGAAAUGAUACCCGCACCCUGUCAUUAAAGACCUAUCAGGAGCCUGGAGUAGUUCCUCUGUUCCAAUUAAAGACAAGAAUGGAAAUAACAUCAAGCUUGCAUGAAGAAGCAACGAAGGUCGGAUUACACAUUAGUGCCAAAAAAUCCAAAGUCAUGCAUAUCGGCGCUCAAGUUGACAUGCCAAGGAUUAAGAUUGAUGGAAGUGACAUUGAAGAGGUUAGUAGGUUUACGUAUCUUGGCAGCACUAGUGGACAAGAUGGAGAUGCAGAGAUAGACGUCAAAUGCCGGAUUGGCAAGGCAACAUCAGUCUUUCAACAAAUGUGCAAGACCUGGUCACCUACGUCAAUCUCACUUAACAUCAAGCUUCGCUUUUAUACAACUAUCAUCCUUCCGAUGGCAACUUAUGCAGCAGAAACGUGGAAGGCAUCAGCUCGUAUUUCUCACAAGGUAGACGUCUUCCAUCAGCGCUGCCUGACUGUCUCAUCCAGUCAGCGGUAA